AUGGUAGGAAUCGCUGUUGUGGACGGUGUUAUACUAUGUGUGGUAGGAAUCACUGUUGUGGACGGUGUUAUACUAUCUGUGGCAGUAAUCAUUGUUGUGGACGGUGUUAUACUAUCUGUGGUGGGAAUCACUGUUGUGGACGGUGUUAUCCUAUCUGUGGUAGGAAUCACUGUUGUGGACGGUGUUAUACUAUCUGUGGUGGGAAUCACUGUUGUGAUCGGUGUUAUAGUAUCUAUGGUAGGAAUCACUGUUGUGGACGGUGUUAUACUAUGUGUGGUAGGAAUCACUGUUGUGGACGGUGUUAUCCUAUCUGUGGUAGGAAUCACUGUUGUGGACGGUGUUAUACUAUCUGUGGUAGGAAUCACUGUUGUGGACGCUGUUAUCCUAUCUGUGGUAGGAAUCACUGUUGUGGACGGUGUUAUACUAUCUGUGGUAGGAAUCACUGUUGUGGACGGUGUUAUACUAUCUGUAGUAGGAAUCACUGUUGUGAUCGGUGUUAUAGUAUCUAUGGUAGGAAUCACUGUUGUGGAUUGUGUUAUACUAUUUGUGGUAGUAAUCACUGCUGUGAACGGUGUUAUACUAUGUGUGGUAGGACUCACUGCUGUGGACGGUGUUGUACUAUCUGUGGUAGGAAUCACUGUUGUGGACGGUGUUAUACUAUGUGUGGUAGGACUCACUGCUGUGGACGGUGUUAUACUAUCUGUGGUAGUAAUCACUGUUGUGGACGGUGUUAUGCUAUCUGUGGUAGUAAUCACUGUUGUGGACGGUGUUAUACUAUCUGCGGUAGUAAUCACUGUUGUGGACGGUGUUAUGCUAUCUGUGGCAGUAAUCAGUGUUGUGGUCGGUGUUAUACUAUCUGUGGUAGGAAUAACUGUUGUGGUCGGUGUUAUACUCUCUGUGGCAGUAAUUAUUGUUGUGGACGGUGUUAUUUUAUUUGUGGUAGUACUCAUUGUUGUGGUUGGUGUUAUAUUAUCAGUGGCAGUAGUCAUUGUUGUGGACAGUGUUAUACUAUCUGUGGCAGUAAUCAGUGUUGUGGACAGUGUCAUACCAACUGUAGUAUUAAUAAUUCUUGUGGACGGUGAUAUACAAACUGUGGCAUCAAUCACUGUUGUGGUCGUUGGUAUACAAACCGUACUGUCUAUCACUCUUGUGAUCGUCUGCAUGCAAAUUUUUCGAAUAUUUUCUCUUGUACUUGUUGGUGUAAUCACUGUAGUACUAGUGAUUGUUGUGGACGGUGUUAUACCAACUGUAGUAUCAAUAACUGUUGUGGACGGUGCCAUACCAGCUGUAGUAUCAAUCACUGUUCUGGUCGGUGUUAUAACAACUAUAGUGAAUCAUAAUAACAGGUGA
Molecule: messenger RNA, 1350 nt
Organism: Paramuricea clavata
Lineage: Eukaryota; Metazoa; Cnidaria; Anthozoa; Malacalcyonacea; Plexauridae
Source: the annotation of a GenBank genome assembly